UCCAAUUACCCGCAGUGCGAACCGGUCAGCAACAACAAUGCCUUUUACUCACCCUCUUUCCCACGCAAACAAAAACAAAGGAAAAACAAGCUUUCAAAAACCGCCAUUUCUCUCAUAAAUUUGUUUUAUUCCUUUCGUUUACCAAAAGAUUUAAAUAAAAAAGGAGAAAUUUAUAGGAAGGAAAGGUGCGUACUGCGCACUUUUCCUAAUUUCUUUGAUUUUGAAUUUUUCUUUUAUCCUUUGAUUGAAGAUUUCUAUGUUUUUUGGGCUCGCUAUGUCGAUGAAUUCGAGGAUUUUCUUCCGUUGUCUUGUUUGGUGGAUCUUCUUCAGCUGCUUUUCAGGAUUGAUUUCAUCGGCAGUAGUUAGAUUGGAUUCAAUUGAAAUAUACAACACGCACGAGUGGAUAACAGAACCGACGGUUUAUUUCGUCUGCAAAGGAGAGAACAUGACGGUUUUGCCAGAUGUCACCAAAGCAGAUACUGUCUAUACUUUCAAGGGUGAAGAAUCUUGGCAGCCUCUUACAGAACUCAAAAGCAAGAAAUGCAAGCGGUGUGGAUUCUACGAGAAGGACACAUUUAAAUCAGAUGAUGUAUUUGAUGAGUGGGAGUUCUGUGCUUCAGACUUCAAAGCUAAUGGGAAAUAUAUAUUGUUUAAAGAAAAGGAACUUAAUGUCACAUUCAACUGUGAAGAAUGCACAUCUCUUCCAGCUGGUACUUUCAAUACAGAUACGAAUAAUGAUAAUAAGGGGAAUAAAUUGCGUGUUGCUAUAAUUGUACUGAUUGUUCUAGUGGCUUCAACUGUAACAAUAUUUGGACUGAUGAUGGCUUAUAAAUACUGGCAAAAGAGGAAGAGGCAACAAGAUCAGGCUCGGUUCUUAAAACUGUUUGAAGAAGGGGAUGACCUCGAGGAUGAACUAGAGCUUGGUAAUUGAAUAUGAUUAAACAACUCGGUUACCUCCUGUACAGUAAGCUUACCUUGCCUAAAAUUUUGCUCUGUGGAGAAAUAUAUAUAUAUAUAUAUAUAUAUAUAUUCUACAGCUGUGUGUUCUAAGGUGGCUUCAGAUAUGAUGUAUAGUUGAGCUUUGUGGUCCUGUUGGCACAUCUAUUUGUUAAGAUCUACAUGGUUGCUUUUUGUUGUUGACUAGCAAAUAAAGGGAAUAAAAAGCUUGAGCAUUUUAUACAAA
Molecule: messenger RNA, 1183 nt
Organism: Gossypium raimondii (Peruvian cotton)
Lineage: Eukaryota; Viridiplantae; Streptophyta; Magnoliopsida; Malvales; Malvaceae
Exons: 4
Coding region: 257-931 (224 amino acids)
Source: RefSeq, a predicted model, not a curated record